UGUGUGCCACCACACCCAGCUAACUUUUUUAUUUUUAGUAGAGAUGUGGUUUCACCAUGUUGGCCAGAAUGGUCUUGAUCUACUGACCUUGUGAUCCGCCCACAUUGGCCUCCCAAAGUGCUGGGAUUACUGGCAUGAGCCAGCACUCCCGGCCUUAAUGCAUAUUCUUAAAUAUACAAAUGUAAAUUUGUUAUGAAAAUUGCUUUUGGGGUUUAAUAACCUAUCUUUUAAGAAUGAGAAACUGCUGGGCUUAAGGGAGUUCAGAAUGAAUCAAGAUUGAACCAUUCAAAUGUGGCUGUGAUUUCUGCAUAUAUCAUAGAUGGGAUCCUUCUGAGAAUACUGGAAUAGGGAAUUAGGACACCAAGCCAAUUCAGCUGUGAACCUUAUUCUUGUACUUUUCUUUCUUGCUGAUAAUUUUAUGGAGACAGUUAAGAAACCUGCCCUGUGUUAGGAUAAACUGUAUACCAAUAAUUUUGACAACCUGUGAUGAGUGAUGCAUUUUACUUCCUGUAUCUUUUCCUUCCUACCUUGAUGCCAGUAAUUUAUAAGGGAUCUUACAGUUUGAAUGUAUUUGAAUAACUUCAGUAUACUUUAGCUCUACUUUUUUUAUUUGACUCACAACUAUCCAUAGGUCUCAAGUAUUCCCAUGUGUUUUAAAAGCCUGAAGUCAGUGAGAUGAAAUUCAACAUCAGGGCGUGGUAGCGGGCGCCUGUAGUCCCAGCUACUUGGGAGCCUGAGGCAGGAGAAUGGCAUGAACCCGGGAGGCGGAGCUUGCAGUGAGCUGAGAUCUGGCACCGCACUCCAGCGUGGGCGACGGAGCAACACUCCGUCUCAAAAAAAAAAAAAAAAAAAGAAUUUGAAGUAACUUGUGAGGAAAUAAUAUAAAGAUACCAUUGGGGCAAUGGCUCACACCUGUGAUCUCAGCACUUUGGGAGGCUGAGGUGGAAGGAUCACUUGAGACCAGUUUGAGACCAGCCUGGGCAACACAGCAAGACCCCAUCUCUACAAAAAAUUUAAAAAUUAGCUGGGUAUGGUGGUGCUCACACAUAGUUCCAGCUACUCGGGAAGCUGAGGCAGUAAGAUCACUUGAGCCCAGGAGGCCGAUACUUAACUGUGAUCAUUCUGCUACAGUCCAGCCUGGGUGACAGAGUAAGACCCUGUCUCAAAAAGAAAAGAAAACAUUACAUAAUUUGGCUACAGCAUAAUAAUUUAUUUGAUUUUCUGGUUUUUUGAAAAUUUUAGUUGCAAUAAAAGAGUAUUUCAAUGUGCUAUUUCAAUUUUCAGUAGCAAAUGUGUAUAUAGAAAAAUGUUAAAAUUGAUGUAUUUGAGUACCUUAAAAAAUAUGAGAAACUGGAAGAUAAUAUCGUAAAGCACCUACAUAUGUCCUAGGCCUUUUGUGUACAAGAUUAUUCGUGACGAUUGUAAGGCAUGAAGGCCGGUAGGAUUAUCUCUGUUUUACAGAUAGGGAAGCUGAGGCCUAGAGGUGGAAACUUGCCCAGUGAUGUAAGAUUCAUACCCCAGUUAUGCCCUCCUGGAAAGCCCUUCCCAACAUGUUAUGUUGUCCAUAGAGGGGGAAAAAAUGAGCAAAGACAGAUGUCUUAACUCUGGUAUGUCACUAAGAUAUAGGAAAUUUAUAGAGGAGGUUCUAUCAAUGUGCCCACUUAUUUUGUGUUUUAUGUUCUGAGAACGAUUACCAGCCAUCUUAAAUUCUGUGGUUGGCAAAGCUCCCCCGGGGUUGUUGCUGGUUGGCCCCUGCUUGCUUUGAGACUUUGAUGCCAGGGCAGGUUGAGAGGAACUGACUUCAGCUGAGUUUGAUCUUGGACGUGGGAAAGAGAAAUGCUUUGAAAAUCAUGGCAACCCUGGGAGGUUUAAAAGAUAUUAAUGUAUCCUGGAGAGUUUGAGGCUUUGCAGAAACUUAUUGGCAGAGCAGAAUGAUUCUGAAAAAUGCUAAAUCAGUCAGGGGAUAAGAUUUGAUAAGGUAUUUUUCUGCCAACUCGGGUAUUCACUUAGCAUUGUUUAUCCUUUGUCUAAUACAUGUAUACGCAUACUUCCUUUGUGAGCUUAUCCUACUUCCAAAGUUUUAUCCCCAGCUUCAGCCUUGCUUUGGGUCUCCAGGCCCAAGUUUCUCACCAUCUCUUGGAUGAUUGCUCCAGCCUACCCUGCUGCCACCUGGGAUCCAACAUGUUCAAACCCAGCUGUGAACUUCACAUUAAAAGAAAGCGCCUUUGCUUCAGCAGUUUGUUAUUAAGACGGGGGCUUGGGUCAUGUUACCUCCACCAAUGUGUAAGGUGAAAGUCCUGUUAGGUAAAAGAGUUUUUGUGUUUUGUGCUUUUUGGGUUUCAGUAUAGGGUUUUUCCUGCAGGGCUAGAGGGAAAGUACCCCAGCAUUUCCAACCAGUGGGGUGCAAAAUUAUUUGGGUCUACAGCUUUACCUGUUCCUUUCAGGAACAUUUUUGAAAAAAAAACAUCUGUUGAACCAUGUGAAAUUGCUGAAUGCUGAUGUUUGGCCAUUUUCUACUUAAAAAAUAGGCCAGCAGUUUGUAAAUUCAAGCUAAUAUAUGAACUUUUUGAAAAAGCUGUUCUGGGACACUAAAAGGUAAGACGAACUCCAGAUUUCCAGAGCAAGGGGAGGAGAGAACGGAGCAACAUCACUUCCUUGAAGACCUGGCUCCUGCGCGCGGCCGGCCGAGGACUCCGACUCCACGCGCCGGUGUUACUUACUGGGGCCGGCGCCUGCCUCGUCACGGCUCGUUUUGCGGCCGCCGUAAAGCGCGGAUGCGCGCGCGCGCGGGGGGGUGGUCACGCCCCUUCAGUGCUUGUGACGCAGGCGCCCUGGGCAUUUUGGGCGGGAAAAAGAAGCAGUCCGGGGUUGUACCCGGCACGGUUGGCAGCAGCUGCUUCCUCUGAGGUCGUAUCCCUGCCCGGCAUGGGGCUGCUGGAGCUUUGCGAGGAAGUGUUCGGCACCGCCGACCUUUACCGGGUGCUGGGUGUGCGACGCCAGGCUUCCGACGGCGAGGUCCGACGAGGCUACCACAAGGUGUCCCUGCAGGUACACCCGGACCGGGUGGGCGAGGGCGACAAAGAGGACGCCACCCGCCGCUUCCAGAUCUUGGGAAAAGUCUAUUCCGUUCUCAGUGACAGAGAACAGAGAGCAGUGUACGAUGAGCAGGGAACAGUGGACGAGGACUCUCCUGUGCUCACCCAAGACCGAGACUGGGAGGCGUAUUGGCGGCUACUCUUUAAAAAGAUAUCUUUAGAGGACAUUCAAGCUUUUGAAAAGACAUACAAAGGUUCGGAAGAAGAGCUGGCCGAUAUUAAACAGGCCUAUCUGGACUUCAAGGGUGACAUGGAUCAGAUCAUGGAGUCUGUGCUUUGCGUGCAGUACACAGAGGAACCUAGGAUAAGGAGUAUCAUUCAGCAGGCUAUUGACGCCGGAGAGAUCCCAUCCUAUAAUGCCUUUGUCAAAGAAUCGAAACAAAAGAUGAAUGCAAGGAAAAGAAGGGCUCAGGAAGAGGCGAAAGAAGCAGAAAUGAGCAGAAAGGAGUUGGGGCUUGAUGAAGGCGUAGAUAGCCUGAAGGCAGCCAUUCAGAGCAGACAAAAGGAUCGGCAAAAGGAAAUGGACAAUUUUCUGGCUCAGAUGGAAGCAAAGUACUGCAAAUCUUCCAAAGGAGGAGGGAAAAAAUCUCUCAAGAAAGAAAAGAAAUAAUGGAAGUUUUCUCUUCAAAGGUCCUUAGGUGUAAAUUGAUGCCAUCGUAGGCAAGGUGCAGGCAAGAUUUGAAGGCAAAAGUCAACUCUUGAGAAAAGGUGUCUUUCCAGCCUGAAUUUUUCAGAUUGACUGGACCAAGCAUCUUAGUAUUUCCUAGAAAGCACUUGCCAUUGCGUGAGGUCUUACCAGAAGGAACUUGGUGGUGACGGUUGGGAGGGCGGAGGGAGGUAGUGUCCUUCCUGACAGCACUUGCCUCCAUAGAUCUUCGGUACACAGAACUCUUAUCUAAGAUGUGGUUCUGUUCAUGCUGUUUUCUGCAGUGUGCGUGUCUGUUAGAUUAGGCUCUCUACCCAGCUAGAACAUCUUCCAAAUACUUGCUGGACAGCUGUCUUCCACAUACUUCCCAGUUUACAUUUGGUCUUAAUGAUCUUGAAUAGACCCUCUCUUCAUUUUACUCAGCCAGGUUUUGUACUGAUGUACGGGUGUUAAAUUACUUCAAGCAUUUUUGUAAGAGUUGUAUAUGAUUAAAUAAAAAAGUAAAACAUGAUGAUUAAGUUCUGGGGGCUUUGUAAAUGAUCCCAGUAAAAAUGUGACCUAGAAGAAAUGCGAAUGGUGUUUAGGAUGAGAGAAAAGUGGAAAACAAUAGCCCCUGUCAGCUUUAUAAUAGAGAGCUUGGUUUCCCUAGCAUAGAGAGAUGUGUGUUGUAGUCCUGCCACUGAUUGCUGAAUGUCUUUCACUGAGCUUGUCUGAAUCUGUCUCCUUUUAUAAAAGUUAUUACAUCAAAACAAAGAGUGAAAUACAAACUUGUCAAACUGUA
Molecule: messenger RNA, 4522 nt
Organism: Chlorocebus sabaeus (green monkey)
Lineage: Eukaryota; Metazoa; Chordata; Mammalia; Primates; Cercopithecidae
Gene: DNAJC9
Product: DnaJ heat shock protein family (Hsp40) member C9
Cellular component (GO): cytoplasm; nucleus
Molecular function (GO): heat shock protein binding
Source: RefSeq, a predicted model, not a curated record